GAGGUUUUAGUGGACCUUCUCAAUGUGAAAAUGUUUGGAAGCGGCACCAGGAAGUGGUUUGUGAAGAAGAACAAGCGACAGAGGAAUGGAGGGAGACAACAAACAUGUCGAAAGAAGAAAAAGUGGACAGCUAAGGUGCUUAAGCAACACAGAGAGAAGAUCCUGAAUGAGCUGGACGUAAGCAAGGUGCUGCCCUAUCUGGUUUAUGACAAGGUGUUCUCUCUGGGUGAAUACAAGGAAAUACUGGCCCAGGACUCCAACAGAAAGAGAGCAGAAAUUUUUCUGGAUCAGUUAUCUCUCAAAGAUCCACCUGCAUUCUUCUCCUUCUGUUCUGUGCUGGAGCAAGUCUGCCCCCACCUGCUCACCUGUUUCCUGUUGGACUGUGAAGAUGGCUCCUCUGGACACAGCAGAAAGCAGAGACAGACUGCGCCCCAUCACACCCAGUCAGACGCCCUUCCCAAAGGACAGGAUUCAGUCUCCUGUCCCCCAAUGUACUCAGACCCUGUCUUUGACACCAGGGUCCCUAAACGGCACCAAGACAACUACGGUCCAGCUGUGCGCUACCCUAAAAUCCACAGCUUCAUCCCCACUCCUGAAACCCUGUCGCUGUCCUCGCUGCUGGACGACUCAGAGAGCAGCGUCCAGGGGAAGCCAUCCCUGCGCAGAAUAAAGGGCCGGAUCCAUCGUAGCAAGAGUCUGGACAGCAUUGACCUCCUCGACUCAAACAGCGCAGCAAUGGAGGAGACAGUAAUAUGGGAACAGCACACAGUAACUCUUCACAGGGCUCCAGGGUUUGGUUUUGGGAUUGCCAUCUCAGGCGGGCGGGACAACCCGCACUUUCAAAGCGGAGAAACCUCCAUCGUCAUCUCAGACGUGCUCAAAGGAGGACCCGCUGAAGGGCUGUUACAGGAGAAUGACAGAGUAGUUAUGGUCAACUCUGUCUCCAUGGACAACGUAGAGCAUGCGUACGCAGUGCAGCAGCUACGGAAAAGUGGAAAGAGUGCAAAAAUUACCAUCAGGCGAAAGAGGAAGGUACAGAUCCCCCUGGGGCGUUUGGGGGAGAGGGAGACUAUGUCAGAGCACGAUGAAGAUGAGGACAGUUAUGAAGACGAGAUUUACGAAGUACGCAGUGGCCGCAGCGGCCCGAGCGCCUACAGCGCGGGCGGGGCCACCGGCCGGAGGAGCGGCCGUACAGAGCGAGCCGGCGGUAGGCGGGACCGAGAACGGGAACGCAGCGGCUCGAGAGAGAGGAGCCUCUCGCCGCGCUCCGACCGACGCUCCAUCACCUCCAACCUGCCACCACGCCCCGCCAAGGUCACCCUCAUCAAAUCCCGCAAGAAUGAAGGUGCUAACAUGCGUUCCGUGUUUCGGGCAUUCACUCUGUAAGCAGAAUAUGGUCUUCGCCUGGCCAGUCACAUCUUCGUGAAGGACAUCUCUCCCGAAAGCCUGGCCGCCCGAGACGGCAACAUACAGGAGGGAGACGUGGUUCUCAAGAUUAAUGGCACAGUCACAGAGAACCUGUCUCUGAUAGACGCUAAGAAACUGAUUGAAAGGUCAAAGGGCAAGCUGAAGAUGGUCGUGCAGAGAGACGAGAGGGCAACGCUUCUCAACAUCCCCGACCUGGACGACAGUAUCCCCUCUGCCAACGCCUCCGACCGAGACGAUAUUUCAGACAUCCACUCGGUGGCGUCUGACCAUUCCAACCGAUCUCGAGAGCGGCGCAGGAGUAGCAGGUCCCGCUCGCCGGACCGGCGGUCCGAACCCUCGGACCACUCCAGACACUCCCCCCAACAGAUGAGCAACGGCAGUCACAGGAGCCGUGAUGAAGAGAGGAUCUCUAAGGCCGUUCCUCUACCCAUGCCUGCUAAGAUGGUGGAGGAGACAGUCAAGCCUCUGGAGCAGGCCACGCCCAGGGAGGAGAAGCAGCUCCCCCCGCUGCCAGAGCCAAAACCAGUAUACGCCCAGCCUGGACAGCCCGAUGUGGACCUGCCCGUCAGUCCGUCCGACGCCCCUGUACCCAGUGCCGCCCAUGACGACAGUAUUCUCCGGCCCAGUAUGAAACUGGUGAAGUUUAAGAAGGGGGAGAGUGUGGGCCUGCGGCUGGCAGGGGGGAAUGAUGUGGGGAUCUUCGUGGCCGGAGUUCUGGAGGACAGUCCUGCUGCUAAAGAGGGGCUGGAGGAAGGGGACCAGAUUCUCAGGGUAAAUAAUGUAGACUUCGCAAACAUAAUUCGAGAAGAGGCCGUGUUGUUCCUCCUGGACCUUCCUAAAGGGGAAGAGGUCACCAUCCUGGCCCAGAAAAAGAAAGAUGUGUAUCGGCGAAUCGUGGAGUCAGACGUUGGCGAUUCGUUCUACAUCAGGACUCAUUUUGAGUAUGAGAAGGAGUCUCCAUACGGGCUGAGCUUUAAUAAAGGUGAAGUGUUCAGAGUCGUCGACACCCUUUACAACGGCAAACUGGGCUCCUGGCUCGCAAUCCGCAUCGGCAAGAACCAUCAGGAGGUUGAGAGAGGCAUCAUUCCCAACAAAAACAGAGCCGAGCAGCUGUCCAGUGUUCAGUACACCCUCCCAAAGACUGCAGGUGGAGACAGGGCAGACUUCUGGAGGUUCAGAGGCCUGCGCAGCUCCAAGAGAAACCUGAGGAAGAGCAGAGAGGAUCUGUCCGCUCAGCCGGUGCAGACCAAAUUCCCAGCCUAUGAGAGAGUAGUUCUCAGAGAAGCUGGUUUCCUGAGACCUGUGGUCAUCUUUGGACCAAUCGCUGAUGUCGCAAGGGAAAAACUAUCCAGAGAGGAACCUGACAUCUUUGAACUUGCAAAGAGUGAGCCCAGAGAUGCAGGGACAGACCAGCGCAGUUCCGGAAUCAUCCGCCUCCACACCAUCAAACAGAUUAUUGACAGAGAUAAGCAUGCGGUGUUGGACAUCACCCCUAACGCGGUGGACCGGCUGAACUAUGCUCAAUGGUAUCCCAUUGUGGUGUUCCUGAACCCGGACAGCAAGCAGGGCGUGAAGAACAUGAGGACAAGACUGUGCCCCGAGUCCAGAAAGAGUGCUCGGAAACUCUACGAACGAGCCCUCAAACUGAGAAAGAACAACCAUCACCUCUUCACCACGACCAUAAACUUGAACAACAUGAAUGAUGGAUGGUAUGGAGCACUGAAGGAGACUAUCCAGCAGCAGCAGAACCAGCUUGUCUGGGUGUCUGAGGGCAAGGCCGACGGAGCUCCAGACGACGACCUGGACGUUCACGACGACCGGCUCUCCUACCUGUCGGCUCCAGGCAGCGAGUACUCCAUGUACAGCACGGACAGCCGCCACACGUCCGACUACGAAGACACGGACACCGAGGGCGGAGCGUACACCGACCAGGAGCUGGACGAGACCCUGAACGACGAGGUGGGCCUGCCUAGUGAGCCCGCCAUCACCCGCUCCUCAGAACCGGUCCGCGAGGACCCACCAGUUAUCCAGAACGCCGCAGGUUACCCCAGCUACCAACACGCUGUCCCCCAACCGGAACCCAUGACCCACAUUGACCCUGCAGGCUUUAAAAUCCCUGCGCCCCAACAGCCGGCUGAGGCUGCUCAAGCCUUAUCCACCCUCCCCUCACCAGCGGCAGCGCCCCCUGCUGGCGAGCCCUCCGCCCUGCUAGCGGGUACGAACCCAGAGGAGCCGCCUGGCCCCACUCAGACUGCCUCCCUUAACAGCCCUGCCCCCGAACCCGAACCCCAGUCCGAACCCGCGCUCCCUCAGCCCCCUACACACGAUCCUCACCAGUCCAUCCCGCCCGGUCCAGAACCAAAGAUGUACAAGAAGGAUCUGUACAGCAUGGACGAGCCGGUGAGAGUGAACCACGGCAUGAAGCCCCAGCAACAACCGCCCCUCGUCCCUCCAGCCUCUCUCUCCUACAGUCACCAGCCUGUCUACCAGGACAAACAGCCAUACCGAGAAUACGACCACUCGCCUUACGGCUACGACAGCAGCGGUGGCGGCUACGGCCAACCGAAGCCACACAACUACGACCCGCACCUGCACUACGACACCCGCGUGCCUCAGUACGACGAGCAGUGGACCCCGUACGACCAGCAGACCUCUCCCCAGCCCCCUCCUCCUCCCCCCGGCCCUGGCUACCCGCAGGGUCACCAGCCCCCGCCCGUCGGGUACGACGCUCGUUCCCCAUACGAGGACGGCCCCACCCGGGACUUCAGUCCGUCUCAGCCGCGCUACGACGAGGCCCCGCUGAGUUACGACAGCAGGCCGCGACACACUAAACCAGGACCCGCGCGCUACGACGAACCCCCGCCGCCUCCGCCAGUAACCUACGAGGCUCGCUCGCCUUACGAACCCGAGCCACAUGGAUUCCCCAUAAACAUGCCACGCUCCCCGGACCCUCCCAAACAGUACUAUGGCGACGCAGCUCUAAGGUCCACCUAUAACCCAGGACCUCCCAACCGCGGGUACAAACCCGGGCAGCACGAGCCGCUGAUGAACGCCGAGCCUCCUCUGCCUCCUCUGCCUCCUCCUAAACCAGAGCCCCUGCUGUCCCCGGGAGAGCCUGCGAUUCCAGCGGCCUCCAAGCCUUUGCCGCCCCCUCCCAGAGACGAUCCGGACGACGAUCCAGCCAUGAAGCCCCAGUCUGUACUGAACAGGGUCCGGAUGUUUGAGAAUAAACGCUCCGUGUCUGUGGACCGGGCCAAAGAGGCCGGAGACACCCCAGCACUCAGACCAACAGAUCUCCCCAAGCCCGUGAAUACUCCAGGCCCUGUUCUCAAAGCCAAUUCCCUGAGUAACCUGGAACAGGAAAAACCCUCUUACAGGGCGCCUGAGCCCCAGAAGCCCCAGUCCCGACCAGUGGACGAUGUGGUACGUUCCAACCAUUAUGACGCGGACGAGGAUGAGGAGUACUACAGAAAACAGCUGUCUUAUUUCGACCGCCGCAACUUUGACAGCAAGGCCAUGAACCAGCCCAACCCUGCAGUCAACCGCUUCCACGACCUCCCCAAACCCUCACAGCCACAGUUAGGCUACCCAUACUCCAGGACAGAACCUGUGGACAAAGUGAGUCCAGUCGAGAAGAGGUAUGAACCAGCGGGGCCUCAGUACAACCAGCCAGGACCUGCUCUUCCUCCGUCUUCUCUACCCAAACUCAGCACCACAGAGGUGAACUCCCUUCCCGACCCUCACGGCUCUCCUAAAGCCAAGCCCGAGGUCUCCUCUCUCAGACCUCCCACCCGCGAAGAACCAGUGCAAAGCAACUACCUGCCACAGAAGUCUCCCGUCAACGGCACAGAAGUCCUGCCCAAAACACACACCACACCCACACCCACCAGCUACAACCGCUACGUCCCCAAGCCUUACACCAGCUCCGCCCGACCCUUCGAACGCAAGUUUGAGAGCCCCAAGUUUAACCACAACCUGUUGCCAAAUGACAGCCAAACGAAGCCAAGCAUACUGAACAACAACCCCAAACCACAGCUCUCCCCGCAGCCUCCAGACACAGACAGCGGGGUGGACACCUUCACACGCACUGUGGACAACAGACCCAAACAUCAGCACAACAACGUCAACACCGUCCCCAAAGCCAUCCCUGUCAGCCCAAGUGCGUUGGAUGAUGAUGAUGAAGAUGACGGACACACCGUGGUUGCCACGGCGAGAGGCAUCUUUAACUGUAAUGGUGGGGUCUUGAGCUCCAUAGAAACGGGCGUGAGCAUCAUCAUCCCGCAGGGAGCCAUUCCAGAGAGCGUGGAGCAGGAGAUCUACUUCAAAGUGUGUCGGGACAACAGCAUCCUGCCACCGCUGGAUAAGGAGAAAGGUGAAACUCUGCUCAGUCCCCUGGUGAUGUGUGGUCCUCACGGCCUGAAGUUCCUGAAGCCUGUGGAGCUGCGCUUACCUCACUGUGCGUCAAUGACCCCUGAUGGUUGGUCUUUUGCUCUAAAAUCCUCCGACUGCUCGUCGGGUGACCCCAAGAGCUGGCAAAAUAAGUCCCUCCCUGGAGACCCCAAUUACCUGGUGGGCGCCAACUGUGUGUCUGUACUCAUCGACCACUUUUGAACAAGGGCAACAGCUGGUCUGUUACUGAACGCAAAAGAACAGAGGGAAGACAAGAGGAGA
Messenger RNA from Chanos chanos (milkfish), 6099 nucleotides. RefSeq names its product tight junction protein 1b (gene tjp1b). Gene Ontology annotation, molecular function: cell adhesion molecule binding. Gene Ontology annotation, biological process: regulation of apoptotic process; cell-cell junction organization; positive regulation of blood-brain barrier permeability. Gene Ontology annotation, cellular component: bicellular tight junction; plasma membrane. The record is from RefSeq and is a predicted model, not a curated record. NCBI's taxonomy places the organism in Eukaryota, Metazoa, Chordata, Actinopteri, Gonorynchiformes, Chanidae. The transcript is spliced from 31 exons.